UGUCCGAGAAUAGGCUUAGAUAAUCUCCAGCCUACUGAGAUAUGCCGGUCCUCAUACACCACUGCAAACCGCAAAAGAGAUCCAAAACAACCCAUUCACCAUGGAUCUUUUAUCUACUAUACGCAAAUCUGGUUCUCGUGGAGGUGUGAACUUUAGUUGGGAGGAAGUUCAAAGUUCUCAAGUAAGACCUGGAGCAAUCACUCAGCAAUUCAAUUGACGUCAUUUCAUUAACAUAGCAUCUACACAGCACCGAGAAAAUUAUCUUGGCCACUCUCUUAUGGCCCCAGUUGGUCGUUGGCAAAAAGGAAAAGAUUUAAAUUGGUACGCGAAAGGAGAUGCCAGCACGACCGGCAGCGAAACCGCAGAGGAGAAACAGGCGCGGGAAAGGAAGGAAGAGAUUCGAAAAAUAAAAGAGGCCGAGGAAGAUGCGAUCGCAAGAGCUUUAGGAUUACCGGUCGCGCAACGAGGUGAAGCUACAGGAGCGAAUAAUGUGGAAGUUGGGGAAUUGAAAAGAGUUAUUAAGGAAUCUGAAGAGGGAAAUGAUGAUGUUGAAGGGAUGGGAAAGGGCACCGGAUUCGGCGAUUUUGUGGGCAAUACAGAUGGACAAGAGAUGCUGCAGGUACAGUCGGAGCCUUUAGAGCAGAGGAGUGGACUAUUGAGGAAUGAUCGUAAUGAUGAAAGAUUGAGAGAAGCUGGAGGGAAUAGGGUUGGGAGAUCAAAAGAUAAAGAUAGGCGAAGACGCAGAAGCCGAAGUAGGGACCAUGAGAGGGAACGCAGACACAGAAAUUAUCGACAUCGAUCAAGAAGCGGAGAUAGGGAACAUCAUAGGCGCCGACGUGAUGAUAGCCCUCGAAGAAGGGAAAGAAGUCGAAGUCCGGAAGUGCGACACCGCAGAUAUCGCAGUAGAAGUCCGGAUCGAAGAAAUCGGUCAAGGAAGGAAGAUGGAGAUUUUAAAAACACCGGCCAACGAGAUCGAUUACCUCGAAGAAGUCGCUCACCUGAGAUACGCGGCCGAGAAGAAAGAAUGCCGGAGAGAAGGCGUUAAUUCACUGCAUUUGCUUGCACAUAGGGGGUUAUUGGAAUGGCGUUGCGUGUAUAAAAGUAUACCCAUGGUUGUAUUAGCCUCUUGAAGUACUCAUCAUCUCUGAGGGGAUGAAUGAUACAAAAUUGUUUCGAAUAUUUCGCAGUACUUGAAUUGUACUUAUGAGCAGGUACUCGUGCUGCCAAAGAGUACAAAACUUCAAACACUAAAUACCUAGGUAUCAAGCCAGAAAAGGAAAGCUUGAAAAUAAAGUAUUUUGACUAAUAAAAUGAAUUACUCCUCUUUCUUUCUGGUAAGAGCAUCAUUUAUCAGGUUGAUCGGGUUUAUCAGUUACGGCCGAUGAUUACAUAUGCAGCCUUAGUAUCUUCCUGCAGGUACCUUUU
Molecule: messenger RNA, 1425 nt
Organism: Sclerotinia trifoliorum
Lineage: Eukaryota; Fungi; Ascomycota; Leotiomycetes; Helotiales; Sclerotiniaceae
Source: the annotation of a GenBank genome assembly